Cladophialophora psammophila CBS 110553 is the source of this 648-nucleotide messenger RNA. RefSeq lists its product as uncharacterized. Bases 1 to 648 code for a protein of 215 amino acids. The transcript has a single exon. Lineage: Eukaryota; Fungi; Ascomycota; Eurotiomycetes; Chaetothyriales; Herpotrichiellaceae. The record is from RefSeq and is a predicted model, not a curated record.
AUGAAGGUAGCUCUUGCCGGUGGCGGUCGGCUCGCUCAUUAUCUCGUCGAAGAGCUUCCAACCUUUGGUAUCGAGCCUGUCAUCUUGACACGAAGCAAGAAACCAUGGUUCGAAUCGCAUGGGAUAGAACAGAGGCUUACCGACUACUCGGUUCAAUCUCUCACCAAGUCACUGUCCGACUGCGAUGCCGUAGUCUCAGUUAUCCUCGACUACACUAUGGCCUUUACCGAGGCUCGUCUCAACCUUAUCAAGGCAGCCCAGGAGAGCCCGAAAUGUCGUCGGUUCAUUCCUUCUGAAUACGGAGGAGAUCUUGAAGAACAGCCAGACCAACCACUUUUCUACAAUGCGAACCACGAGCCAGUUCGAAAGGUUCUGAUGGAGCAGAAUACACUCGAAUGGACCAUCGUAAGCGCGGGGUGGUUUCUAGACUACCUUUUCCCGGAAGACUAUCGACAUUAUAAGGGCGAUAUCGGCGAAGCAUUCCCUCUCAACAUUGCGACCAAAACUGUGGUGAUACCGGGUACUGGGCGUGAGCUGCUCGAUUUUGUUUCAGCAAGAGAUGCAAGCAAGGGCAUUGGCGCCUUACUCAAGGCGCCUCAGGGCUCCUGGGAGCCAUACACGUAUUUGUCCGGGUGUUCGCUUUGUUAG